AUGUACCGUGGAAAAGAAAUCAUAGAAGAUGUGAACCAACAGUUCAAUAUUAGCAUCUCCUACAAACAAGCAUUACGAGCAAAGAUGUAUGCCUUGCAACUGUUGAGGGGGACCCUUGAAUCACCGUUUAGCCUACUCCCGGUUUAUUGUCACAAUUUGAAGAUAGCAAAUCCGGGGACUAUGAUAAAGACCGCUGUUGAUGGACUUGGACAACUCAACAUGUUGUUUGUCGCACUCGGUUGUUCGAUUCGCUCGUUUCUAAGACACCUGAGACCGCUCCUUAUAAUGGACGGUGCCCAUUUGAAGGGGACAUAUGUGGGCACCAUGUUCUUAGCGGUCGGCAUGAAUGGAAACAAUGGGAUCGUACCCAUUACAAUUAGAGUGGGGAACACAGAAAGUGGCCCGUCAUGGAUAUGGUUUUUACAUAAGCUGAGGCAGUGUAUCGGUGAAGUGCCCAAUUUAACCUUCUUAACCGAUAGGGCUGCCUCUAUCGACUUGGUCAUACGAAAUGUAUUCCCCAACGCGCACCACAGAUUUUGUUGUCGGCAUCUGAGCCAGAACUUGCGCCUAACCUCUAGUAAAGACAAAAUGAAAAGGUGGAUGUUCUGGGAGGCAUGCAAAGCUUAUAGGGUGUCAGACUUUGAAGCUACAAUGGAUUUGAUGCGGCACAAUCUACCUAACGCCGCUCAAAUGACGAAUGCAAUGACUCCUUGGAUGGAGGCGAAAAUAGAAAAGAUAAUUCAUAUAAGUGCAAAUUGGAAGGUAUAUCCCAUUAGCGAUUUGUUAUUUGAAGUUGACGACAGGUAUAAGAAAGGAACAUGCAAUUUGCAUGCUAAAGGUUGUACAUGGAUGCAAUGA
This is a messenger RNA of Cynara cardunculus var. scolymus (artichoke), 858 nucleotides long. Its product is annotated as protein FAR1-RELATED SEQUENCE 8-like. The coding region runs from base 1 to 858 and encodes 285 amino acids. Lineage: Eukaryota; Viridiplantae; Streptophyta; Magnoliopsida; Asterales; Asteraceae. The record is from RefSeq and is a predicted model, not a curated record. The transcript is spliced from 2 exons.